ACUUGGGGGGAAGGGGUCGCGCGUUGGGUGUUGUGUAGGGCGCCAUAAUAUUUGUUGUUGCCUUCCUUCCCUGUGUUACUAUCCGCAUCCGGUUAUUGAACGUAAAAGUGAAAGUCUGACCUGCGAGACCAAAGAAGAUAUCACCCCGGCUAGAAAUUAAGAGUAGGGCCAGGUUGUUAGAAUAGACGCGAAAAAAUGGGCAAGAAGGCACAAAACAACACAGCCUUGGUGCGCCUGAGGCGUGACUACAUGCGCCUGAAAGCUGACCCUGUGCCGUACAUAUCGGCUGAGCCGCUGCCUUCCAACAUCUUGGAAUGGCACUACAUCGUUCGCGGACCGGAGGGCACGCCGUACGUGGGCGGCCUGUAUCACGGCAUGCUGCGCUUCCCCUCCGAGUACCCGUUCCGGCCGCCCAGCAUCUACAUGAUCACGCCGAACGGCCGCUUCAAGCCCAACACGCGGCUCUGCCUCUCCAUCAGCGACUUCCACCCGGACACCUGGAACCCCAGCUGGAGUGUGUCCACCAUCCUGACGGGCCUGCUCAGUUUCAUGCUGGAGGUCUCGCCCACCGUCGGCAGCAUAGAGACGUCCGACUAUGAGAAGCGCAUGUACGCCCACCACAGUCUGCAGUACAACAUCAACGACCCCACGUUCUGCGAGCUCUUUCCGGACGAAGUGCAGGAGAUCCAGACGACGCUGGCACGCCGGCGGGAGAGCGCAGCGGAGGCGGCACAGGAGACUGCCGGCGCCGAAGCAGCACGCCGCUCGGCCGGCGACACCAACUCCGGUCUCAGCGCCGCGCUCAGCAACCUCAUCGUCAUGGCCGGCUUCGUGCUGUUCGCCGGCAUCGUUCACUACGUGGUCACGCAGGACUUGUAGGGCGCCGCCGCGCGGGGCGCGACGUGCGAGAGCGGGGCGUCAGCUCCCUGGCGGUGCCGAGCUGAACCAGCAGCUGCCGACCGGCGGCGCCCCCGACCGCGGCCUGACGUGGCUCGGAGGCUGUGGCGCCGCCUGACUGUUGGUCAGGGAGCUCGCCGCCCGGCAUGGGCAGAGCCAAGGCGAUAGGGUCGACAGGUGGCAUGCGACUUAGGACGAACGGACGGGCGGCGGCGGCGCUCGUGCGGCUGUUUUGGUGCUGCGGUACCGCGGCGUGGGGGAGACGCCGGCGCGUUCAGUCGCUGGCCUAUCGUAGCAGGUUUAAACUUCUUGAAGUGGGGUGGCGGCUGUUGAAAUCGGUCGCAUUUAUCUGUGACCUAGUGUUUUUUGUGACCUCGCUUUGGGCGUAGCGGGAUGUGAUUUUUUCGAGGUCGGAUGGAAGCCGGGCGCCUCCGCCGGCGUGCCGACAGGACCUCUCGCGGCCGUGCGUAUCAGCCGCUGUGCGCACAGUUGGCGCCGUCGCUCCGUCGGAAUGGUGAUCACGAUACGCAGCAAUGCCAAAAUAUGCCGAUUUGGAAUUGCUCUGGACUGAAUGUGAUGGGUGGAAGGCCACCAGGCGCGUGGCACCGCGCUGAUGUGGAAGCACGUGUUACGGGCACGUGAUGACAACGCGAGCGUCGGCCACCCCGCGGUCCACUCGAGCUCGGACUGCGCCUUGCCUGCCGACCACGUGUACGUGCGGCGCUGACCACGGAGAUAUGCGUGUUGUGAAUAUACGAAUACCCCUAUCGUCAUA
Molecule: messenger RNA, 1672 nt
Organism: Pollicipes pollicipes
Lineage: Eukaryota; Metazoa; Arthropoda; Thecostraca; Pollicipedomorpha; Pollicipedidae
Product: ubiquitin-conjugating enzyme E2 J2
Exons: 5
Coding region: 196-879 (227 amino acids)
Source: RefSeq, a predicted model, not a curated record